Rhodofomes roseus is the source of this 1441-nucleotide messenger RNA. RefSeq names its product Brix-domain-containing protein. The transcript has 6 exons. Gene Ontology annotation, molecular function: rRNA primary transcript binding. Gene Ontology annotation, cellular component: nucleolus; preribosome, large subunit precursor. The record is from RefSeq and is a predicted model, not a curated record. NCBI's taxonomy places the organism in Eukaryota, Fungi, Basidiomycota, Agaricomycetes, Polyporales, Fomitopsidaceae. Gene Ontology annotation, biological process: maturation of 5.8S rRNA; maturation of LSU-rRNA. Bases 68 to 1264 code for a protein of 398 amino acids.
GGCGUCUCUCCUCUCAUCUCCUCCCGCUCGAUCGCGAGCACCCGCCGCUGCCUGCGCUCUGCCCAUCAUGCCCUCGAGCAGAUUCGAGCCGUCGACCAUCAAGAACAAGGUCAAGCGAGAGGAGAUAGCAAGGAAGCAGAAGAAGCAAAAGGGCCAGGACAAGCUGCAGCGUCGGCUCGCCCUCGCAAAAGCAGAAGCUUCCGACCCUGUAGCAAAGAAAAAGCGGAAAGAGCAGAAUGUCCCGCGCACCUUGGACAACACCCGGGUGUUCGACCCGUCCUUCCUCACCGCACAACCGGUAGCAUCGUCCUCUUCCGUUCCGGACGGCGAGCCGGAGGCAUCCUCCUCCUCUGCGCCCGCAGAGCACGGCACUGCCCACCCACCAGAAGAACAACCUCAAGAUGAAUCCGCAGCCGACCUCGCCAACGAUCCCUUCGCGUCGUACUUUUCUGGAGACGUCGACCCGAGCGUGCCUCCCAAGGUGCUCAUCACCACGUCUCCGAGGGUGACCCGCGUGACAUAUGACUUUUGCGACGAGCUUGUCAAUGUGUUGCCUGGGGCGGAGUUUAUAAGGCGGAAGAAGGGGAAGGGCUUCGAGAUGGGGCGGAUAGCAGGCUGGGCGGCUGGUCGAGGGUACAGCCAUAUGGCGGUUGUGAAUGAGGACACGAAAAAGCCGAACGCAAUCACGCUCAUAUACCUUCCGAACGGCCCCACCGCCUACUUCAAGCUAACCUCCAUCGAGCUCUCGAAGAAAAUCCACGGACACGCGCGAUCAACAGACCACUUCCCGGAGCUCGUGCUGAACGGCUUCGUGACACGCCUCGGGCACACCGUCGGACGGCUCUUCCAGACCCUGUUCCCACCCAUGCCUGAGUUCCAGGGACGGCAAGUGGUCACUCUGCACAAUCAGCGUGACUUUCUGUUCUUCAGACGACACCGGUAUGCAUUCCGCUCGACGGAGAAGGUCGGCCUGCAGGAGAUCGGCCCGCGGUUCACCCUGAAGUUGCGCUCGCUCAAGAAAGGGCUGCCCGCUGUGACGAACAACGCGGAACCGAAAAAGCCGCUCGAGUUCGACGACUUUGGGGAGACUCCGGACAGCGAACAAACUGCUGCGGGCGAUAUGGAGACCGACGAAGUGCCUGACGGUCACGAAGAUGCCCAGAGUCAAGGCCAAUCGCAGAAGCACGGGCCGCCUGCGACGGACGAAUUCCUCUGGAUGUGGAAGCCGGAACUAGAGACGACACGGCGGACGUUCUUCCUGUGAGGAUGCUUCCGUCUCUCGGAUGCGAGGACUGUAUUCUGUGCCUGUCUGCAGAAGCGGCACUUCAUUUUUGACCAUGGGCAAUAUGAGAGGAUUUGUCUUGGCGAUCGACAGUGUAUUGCGCGCCGCGCCCGUACGUGGGACGGCUAGUGCUGAUAUGCUUUUAAGCUUUCUGACGUC